Molecule: messenger RNA, 1066 nt
Organism: Camelus dromedarius (Arabian camel)
Lineage: Eukaryota; Metazoa; Chordata; Mammalia; Artiodactyla; Camelidae
Gene: SMIM1
Product: small integral membrane protein 1 (Vel blood group)
Exons: 4
Coding region: 250-486 (78 amino acids)
Source: RefSeq, a predicted model, not a curated record
CUCUGGCCCCACGACCCGACCCGGCCCCCAGCCCCCUCCCAGGCUCCGCCGGCCUCUGGCCAGGGACACGUCUGCUGCGCGCUGAGCCGCCCCGAACCAACCAGGUUGGAGGCAUCGGAGGCUCUUCAGAUCCCGAGCUGUGGGCUGGGAGGUGGUGAGAUCCACUGCCCAGGCUCUGACCAUCUUCCCGGGCCCCGGAGGCUUUGACUCCAACCCAGGACUCUCCCCUUAGCCUCCGCAGCCCCCAGCAUGCAGCCCCAGGAGAGCAGCAUCCAGUACAGCAGGUGGGCCAACAGCAGCCGGGAUGCAGUCAGCGUGGCCGCAGGGCCUGGCACAGAGGAGGCCUCCAGCUGGCAGAGGAUCUCCUGGAAACUGUGUUCGGGCAAGCUGGGCAUCUCCAUGAAGGUGCUGAGUGGAGUGGCCCUCUUCUGGGCCGUGUUCAUCCUGGGCUAUGUCACCGGCUACUACGUGCACAAGUGCAAAUGAAUGCUGCCCAGCAGCCGGGGGUGGGGCUCGGAGGGACACUCGCCACGCACAAGGGCCCAUCUGUACCUGCAGACCUCAGUAUGCACAGCCUCCCUGUGUACAGGUCCCUCUCUCCACAGACAGCCCCCCACCACGGGCACAGACACUCCCCCCUCCCCAUACACAGACUUUGGGGGUGCACAGGGCGCAGGCGUACAGCCAGACAAGGACAGGGUACACAAGCAAGGGCAGGUGUAUGCAUACCUGGCACACACAGCCACCCGGGGCUCACUGGCUGGGAGAUGGGUCCCUGCCUGAACUGGGGCUACAGGACACACCCAGGCUGGUCCUGCAGUCCUGGGCCCCCAGAACCCCCUUCCUUCCCCAGGCACCAGGUGACUGUCCUCCCCCCACUGAGGACACAGGCCUAGCAGCCCAGGACUGAGUAGGGGGAGGGGCCUCGGCCCUGGUCCCAGACCCACCACCGAAUCUUUGGGCUUGUUCCCUUGGGGCCCAGUGGGAGCCCGGCUCCCUGCCUGUGCCCCAUGGGAGGACCAGAGCCUGUGCCUGGAGGCAGUCAUUAAAUGUCUGUUGGACAAAA